UGCCUGAAUUUAUCGAAGAAUGUAUUGAAUUACUUAACGAGGUCCGUUAAAAUUGUAAAAUUAAAUUUCGGAGGAGGAUUGUUAAUUUGCCUAGUAGUUGAGAGAAAAAAUAUGCUCUAGUAGAUUUUAUGUGAAACGAAUUAUUGUGAAAAGGAUUCAGCUCAAUUAUGAAUUAUUUUUACAUAUCGUAUUUGCUCGAUUAGUUCCCCUGGGGAAUUAUUUUUUCAACCCAUCCAUGGCAUGGGGAAUUAUUCAAAGAAGGGGAAUUAUUCGAGUUUUAAAAUUUGAAUGUGUUUUAGGGUAUUUGGGGGAGGCGGAUUAUUGUUUCAACUCGUCCGUAGCAGGGGGAAUUAAUCGAGUAAACACGCCUCCAUUAUCAAUUAUUUUACUCGAAAAAGAAAAUAAAUUAAUUGGGCAUGCCCGUUUAUGUCCUUUGCCUCUAAAUGAAAAUGGGUGUUGGAUUGAAUCUGUGGUUAUUUGGAAGAAUUUAAGGGGAAAAGGGUUUGGAAGAACUUUAAUGGAAGGGAUAGAGAUGUGUGCAAAAGAAUUUGGAUUUAAAGAGAUUUUUCUUUCUACAACAGACAAAGCUAAUUUCUACAUUAAAUGUGGAUAUUCCAAAUGCUCUCCAAUUCUAAAUUUUGGUUCAAAUUUUAAACUUUUUGAAAGAAAUGGAUUAUUAAAAAAUUAUUUAUUAAUUAAUAAAGAAGAAAAUAAUUUAAAUAAAAAUAUUAUUUUAACACAAAACCCUUUAAUUAAUUCAAUCCCUUCCCCUCCCCCUCCUCUUCCCCCACCUUUACCUAAUUUUAACAAAAAAGAUCAAAAAAUUUAUUUAACCAAAAUUAUUUAA
Messenger RNA from Meloidogyne enterolobii, 847 nucleotides. Lineage: Eukaryota; Metazoa; Nematoda; Chromadorea; Rhabditida; Meloidogynidae. The record is from the annotation of a GenBank genome assembly.